Messenger RNA from Mus pahari (shrew mouse), 9537 nucleotides. It is a transcript of the gene Zfyve26, whose product is annotated as zinc finger FYVE-type containing 26. Gene Ontology annotation, molecular function: metal ion binding; phosphatidylinositol-3-phosphate binding. Gene Ontology annotation, biological process: double-strand break repair via homologous recombination; mitotic cytokinesis; regulation of cytokinesis. NCBI's taxonomy places the organism in Eukaryota, Metazoa, Chordata, Mammalia, Rodentia, Muridae. The record is from RefSeq and is a predicted model, not a curated record. Gene Ontology annotation, cellular component: lysosomal membrane; midbody; centrosome.
CCGGGAUCAAACAUGGCUGCUCUGGACGGGAAAAUGCGUUCGACUCCCGGAGCAGCUCCUGUGAAACUCGUGUUUCUAGGGGGUACUCCACGGGUGAGAAAAUUGAGAAUGUAUUUCGCGUAACGCCUCUGUUUUCUAUCUACCUGCACUCUGUGCUGGGAAAAUGAGUUACCCAUUUGGGAAAGAGGAAACCGCUACAGAGGAGCAGCUUUUUGAAUUUUUCUGUGAGUGCCUGCGGAGGGGAGACUGGGAGUUGGCACAAGCAUGUGUACCUCAACUACACAGGGGACAAGGGGAGAUCCCCCAAAAGGUGGAGGACAUACUACAGGCGCUGGUGCAGUGUCCCAUUCUGCUAAGAUGUGGGCCAGACAUCAACCCUCAAAGAUUAGCCUGGCUCUGGCUUCUCGUAUUAGAAAAAUGGCUGGCCCCAGAAAAGAAAUUACGUUCUACAGCUUUCCGGAGAAAACUGGAGUUUCUUUUUUUGUCAGAAGACCUCCAAGGUGACAUUCCAGAGACCAUCCUCAAGGAGCUGUUUGAAACCCUAGCACAAGGCCCAGCGGGCAGUAUACCUGACAGAAGUCAGAGGUGUGAGAGCGGGACCCCUCAGCUCAGCCCCGAAGCUGUCUCCAUGCUCUGGAACCUUCUGAAGCAGGCCCCGCGGCCAGCCCAGGCCCUGUUGGAGCUGCUGCUUGAGGAGCACCACAGUGCCAGCCCCUGUCCCAGUCCUCUGAAGAAAUCCCUGCUGGACCUCAUCCGAGAGGCUUUGCAGACCCUGCGGGACCCUGCCUCUCAGUCCCCCGGGGUGGCUGAUGCUGUCUGUGGAGCCCUUCAGGCUCUGUGCUGCACGGCUGAGCUACCAGAGAGUGAAUGGCGUGUCCUGUGUGAGGAACUGUUAGAGACCUGCAGGACUGAGGGCAGUCCCCUGCAGGAGGAACGGCUGCUUGGUUGCCUGUUGCACAAGGCUGGACGGAGCCUACUGUCCCUCUAUGGCCACACCUAUGCAGAGAAGGUGGCAGAAAGGCCACCAAAGACCACACUUGCAGGAAAAGAUCAUCCUGAUCCCGAGCGGGCGAUGCUGACCCUGUUCUCCACUCCUGACCCAUCCCAUGCGUGGAAAAUGGCCUUUUUCUACUGCCUGAGUAACAACAAACACUUCCUGGAGCAGAUCCUUGUGACAGCACUUACCCUGUUGAAAGAGGAAGAUUUCCCAAGCCUUGGAUCCCUGCUUGAUAGAGAAUUCAGGCCUCUCAGUCACCUGCUCGUGCUCCUGGGCUGGACACACUGCCAGAGCCUUGAAUCAGCUAAGAGACUACUCCAGACUCUCUACAGGACCCAGGACCAGGGCCAUGAUGAGCUUCUCAGGGAUGCCUGUAAAGGAUUGUGGGCUCACUUGGAAGUCUUGGAGUGGUGCGUACAGCAGAGCAGCAACCUCAUACCAAAGAGAGAGCUCUUGUGUCACUUACAUGGUGGAGACAGCCGCUCAGUGCUCUACUCUCUCCAUCACCUUACAAACCUUCCAGCCCUCAACGAGGAAGAAGUCCUCAAGCUGUUCCAGAAGGAGCCAACCAAGGACCUCCAGGGAGAGCAUGAGACCCAUGAUGCCUCCGUCCCCGAGCACCUGAGCCAGAGUCAGAGCCUGACCCUCUACCAGGGCUUCUGUGCCAUGAAGUAUGCGAUCUACGCCCUCUGUGUGAACUCACAUCAGCACUCUCAGUGCCAGGACUGCAGAGACAGCGCCUUGGAGGACUUGGCCUUAGUGGAGCCAGGCAGUGAUUCUCCCCCCUCCCCAGGUGCUUCACAUCUCUUCCCAACAUACCUGGCCAGGUGCCGACAGUAUUUACACAGCAUCCCUGCCUCUCUGUGCCUGGAAAUUCUGGAAAACAUCUUCUCAUUGCUCCUCAUUACCUCUGCCGAACUUCACCCAGAGCCUCACCUGCCCGAGGACUACGCCGAGGAUGAGGACAUUGAGGGGAAAGGCCCCUGGGGUUUGAGGUCCCCAUCAGAGAGCCCUCAGCACAUAGCCACAACUGAGAGGCGGUCAGAGCGGGCUUCCACGGGACCCAAGAACCUUGCUCAGCCUGGCUGUCCAAAGGCAGAACCGAAAGACAGUUCACCAGAGCCUCACAAGCACAGCUUUUUGGAUCUGAAGCACUUUACUAGUGGCGUGAAUGGAUUCCUGGCCGAUGAGUUUGCAAUAGGAGCAUUCCUCAGCCUUCUUCAGGAGCAACUCAGUGAAAUCAGCAGCCCCCGCACUCCCGAGCAGGCAAAGCUGCCAGAAGACCAGAGCUGUUCAGCGGCCAGAGAUGGACUGCAGAGCCGCCUGCACAGGUUCUCAAAGGUUCUCUCCGAGGCACAAUGGCGGUACAAAGUGGUAACGAGAAACCAGGGCUCAGAAGAGCAACCUUCCCGAAGAUACCGGCCCAUUGCUACAAGGCACUCUAGUCUCCGCCGAGGUCGUCGGACCAGAAGGACCCGGGCAGAUGGCCGGGAAAAAGGCUCCAACCCAUCCCUGGAAGGGACAAGUAGUGAGCUGAGCACAAGUACUUCAGAAGGGAGUCUGAGUGCUGUGUCUGGGCAGGUGGAGUCAGACAACCGGUUUCAGCCCCAGCCUCAGAGUUCGAUCAUCCCCAUGAUGUUCUCCUCCCCGGAGUCUCUGCUGGCAUCCUGUAUCCUAAGGGGGAACUUCGCAGAAGCUCAUCAGGUGGUACUCAUGUUCAACCUGAAGUCCUCACCUAGCGCCGGGGAGCUGAUGUUUGUAGAGCGAUACCAAGAGGUGAUCCAGGAGCUGGCCCAAGUAGAACAUAAGAUUGAAAACCAGAAUUCAGAUGGGGGUAACAGCACCAUCCGGCGCACUGGCAGUGGGCGCUCAACUCUCCAGGCCAUCGGCAGUGCCGCAGCAGCAGGGAUGGUAUUUUACUCCAUCUCUGAUGUGACUGACAAGCUCCUUAGCCCCUCUGAAGACCCCAUCCCCACGCUUCAGGAGGAUUUUUGGAUAAAUGCUAUUCCCAUGGAGACCACCACACCUCUUAGAGAAGUUCUGGAAGACCUCAGUCCCCCUGCCAUGGCUGCAUUCGACCUAGCUUGCUGCCAGUGCCAGCUCUGGAAGACCUGCAAACAGCUCCUAGAAACAGCCGAGCGGCGACUGAGCAGCAGCCUUGAGAGCCGGGGUCGAAGGCUCGACCAGGUUGUCCUGAAUCCUGAUGGUAUACGAGGUUUUCCAUUUGUCCUUCAGCAAAUUAGUAAGAUUCUAAGUUACCCACUUACACAAACGGGACUGACCAAAUCAGAGACUCUAGAAGAAAGGGGAGGAGGCGCUCCACGCAGCAGCAUCUCUGAGCUGCUUCAGAUGUGCUGGCCCAGCCUCACCGAAGACUGCGUUGCCAGCCACACCAGCCUUUCCCAGCAGCUGGAGCAGGCUCUGCAGUCACUGCGAGAGGCAUUAGCAUUGCCAGAGCCCAAGAGUACUCCACUCUCUUGCCUAGUGGAGCAGGCAGCCCAGAAAGCCCCCGAGGCAGAGGCCCACCCUGUGCGCAUCCAAAGUCAGCUCCUCCAGAAGACCCUGGGAAGACAGACCCCAGCAGGCCCCAGACAAACUGACUACGUGGGAGCCUUCUUCAGCUACUGCAGCAGCCUGGCUGCUGUCCUCCUUCGGAGUCUGAGCUCCGACCCUGAUCAUGUGGAGGUCAGGGUUGGAAAUCCCUUUGUUCUCCUGCAGCAGAGCUCUUCCCAACUGGUGUCACAUCUCCUGCUUGAAAGACAGGUUCCCCCAGACAGGUUGGCAGCCCUCCUUGCCCAAGAGCAUCUCAGCCUAAGUGUGCCACAGGUCAUUGUCAGCUGCUGCUGUGAGCCCCUGACUCUUUGCCUAUCCCGACAAAGCCAGCAGGCCUCAUCCCUCCUGACCCACCUAGGCAUGCUGGCUCGAGAGCACGCCUCUCACCUUCUGGAUGGCCUGCCCCUCUCUCUGCCGGGCUCCCCUGGACCAAGCGAGAAUCCCUCAGCAGAGAGAAAGUCUCAUUCCUCCCCAAAGGAUUCACUCCCGGCCUUCACCGCCUCUGCCUUGGCCUUCCUUAAGUCUCGCUCGAGGAUACUGGCCAUGGUGGCCUGUCUACGGGCUUCCCGAGGGACAAAGGUCAGCAAGCCUGGCCUGUCUUGGAAGGAACUGCGUGGUCGCAGGGAGGCACCCCUGACUGCAGAGAAGGUAGCCCAGGAGUGUGAGCACCUCCUGGAACAGUUUCCUGUGUUUGAGGCUGCCCUCCUGGCUAACUGGGAGCCUCUGCAGCAAGCUUCUGAGUCAAGACAGAGUCUGGCAGCCAGUCUCUGUGGGCAGUCCAAUCUCUCCACUGUGCUUCUGGGCCUACAUGCUUCGCUGGCCCUGGACGUACUAACUGAGGCCUUUGAGGGAGCAUUGGUGGCCAGAGAUUGGCCACGGGCCCUUCGACUCAUUGACGUGUAUGGGCAAGAUUUGGAUGACUUGAGCAGUGUACGGGAUUCCGUCCUGACCUGUGCUGCUGUGUGUGACAAGGAAGGUUGGCAGUACCUGUUUCCUGUGAAGGAUGCAUCCCUGAGAAGUCAGCUGGCCCUACGGUUUGUGGACAAGUGGCCCCUGGAGUCCUGCCUGGAGAUCCUGGCCUACUGUGUUUCAGACAUGGCUGUCCAAGAAGAACUGAAAUCUGAGCUGCAGAGGAAGCUGAUGGAGCUGCGGGUCUAUCAGAAGAUCCUAGGCUUACAGGAUCCCCCAAUGUGGUGUGACUGGCAGACCCUGAGGAGCUGCAGUGCUGAGGACCCAUCAGCUGUCAUGGACAUGAUGCUGGAUUCACAGGAGUAUGAACUAUGUGAGGAGUGGGGCCGUCUGUACCCCAUUCCAAGAGAGCACUUGGUCAGUCUGCAUCACAAACAUCUUCUCCACCUGCUAGAAAGAAGAGAGAAUGAAAAGGCUCUUCAGCUCCUGCAACGAAUCCCUGAUCCCACCAUGUGCCUUGAAGUCACAGAGAGGUCCCUCGACCAGCACCCUAGCUUAGCCACAUCACACUUCUUGGCCAACUACCUCACCUCCCACUUCUAUGGAGAGCUGACCACUGACCGACACCGUGAGAUCCAGGCACUGUACAUGGGAUCUAAGGUUCUUCUGACCCUGCCUGAACAGCACCGGGCCAGCUAUGCCCGUUUGUCCUCCAGCCCUCUGCUCAUGUUAGAGCAACUGCUGAUGAACAUGAAGGUGGAUUGGGCCACCACGGCCGUGCAGACUCUGCACCAGCUGCUGGCCGGACAAGACAUCGGCUUCACCCUCAAGGAGGUUGACUCGUUGCUCUCCAGAUACGCAGGGAAAGCCCUGGACCUCCCGUACCCUCUGAGAGAGAAACGAUCAGAUUCCAUGAUUCACCUCCAGGAGCCUGUCCACCAAGCUUCAGACUCAGAGACCCUGUCUGGGUCGUCGUCAGCUGAGUUCUCUGCGGCUGCUGCUCCUGGAAGUGCCUUAGUCCGUUCCCCCAGUCCAAAGGAGAGAGCGUUCCCUCAGACUCAGCCACCAGUGGAGUUCGUGCCCCCAGAAACACCCCCUGCCAGGGAUCAGUGGGUUCCAGAUGAGACUGAGAGUGUCUGCAUGGUCUGCUGCAGAGAGCACUUCACUAUGUUCAACAGGCGUCAUCACUGUCGCCGCUGUGGGCGCCUAGUGUGUGGUUCCUGUUCCACUAAGAAAAUGGUGGUGGAAGGCUGCAGAGAAAACCCCACACGCGUGUGUGACCAGUGCUACAGUUACUACAACAAAGAUGCACCAGAGGAGAGCCCAUGCCGGUCAGAAGGUAAGGCUGAGCUUGUUCCUGUGUCUCUGUUGUGGAUGCAACGCAUGACCGUGGGGCAACUCAAUCCACUUGGAGACGACUGUCAGCAGUUUAGUCAGUGCCUUUCCACAGCAGCUCAGUUUCCAGUGGAUGAGCCAUGUCUUUCAGAGUUUCUUGCCCCCAGCGCCUCCCUGUGCAUUGCCAUCCUGAACCUGCACCAAGACAGCAUUGCCUGUGGUCACCAGCUGAUUGAGCACUGCUGCAGGCUGUCCAGGGGCCUCACCAACCCAGAGGUGGACGCCGGGCUGCUCAUAGACAUCAUGAAGCAGCUACUCUUCAGUGCCAAAAUGAUGUUCGUCAAGGCUGGCCAGAGCCAGGACUUGGCUCUCUGUGACAGCUACAUCAGCAAGGUAGAUGUCCUGCAUCUUUUAGUCGCUGCUGCCUACCGCCAUGUGCCAUCUCUAGAUCAGAUCCUACAGCCAGCAGCGGUAACCAGACUGAGGAACCAGCUCCUGGAAGCUGAGUACUACCAACUGGGCGUUGAGGUCUCUACAAAGACUGGGCUUGAUUCCACAGGAGCAUGGCAUGCCUGGGGCAUGGCCUGCCUCAAAGCCGGGAACCUCACUGCUGCGAGGGAGAAGUUCACUCGCUGCCUGAAGCCUCCUUUGGACCUGAACCAAUUAAGUCAUGGCUCGAGGCUCAUCCAAGAUGUGGUCGAGUACCUGGAGUCCACAGUGAGACCCCUCGUUUCCUUGCAAGAUGAUGAUUACUUUGCCACCUUGAGGGAACUGGAAGCCACCCUUCGAACCCAGAGCCUCCUCCUGGAGGCCAUUCCUGAGGGGAAGAUCAUGAACAACACCUACUACCAAGAAUGUCUCUUCUACCUGCACAACUACAGCACCAACCUGGCCAUCAUCAGCUUCUACAUGAGGCAUAAUUGCCUCCGGGAAGCCCUGCUACACCUGCUCAACAAGGAAAGUCCUCCAGAAGUCUUCAUAGAAGGCAUUUUCCAGCCCAGCUAUAAAAGUGGGAAGCUACACACUUUGGAGAAUUUACUGGAAUCCAUCGAUCCAACCUUGGAGAGCUGGGGAACAUAUCUGAUCGCCGCCUGCCAACAUCUGCAGAAGAACAACUACUACCACAUCCUGUACGAGCUGCAGCAGUUUAUGAAGGACCAAGUCCGGGCUGCCAUGACCUGUAUUCGGUUCUUCAGUCACAAAGCAAAGUCAUACACAGAGCUGGGAGAGAAGCUGUCAUGGUUGCUUAAGGCCAAGGACCACCUGAAGAUCUACCUCCAAGAAACGUCCCGCAGCUCCGGAAGGAAGAAAGCCACGUUCUUCCGGAAGAAGAUGACUGCGGCUGACGUGUCCAGGCACAUGAAUACACUGCAGCUACAGAUGGAAGUGACCAGAUUCUUACAUCGCUGUGAAAGCGCUGGGACCUCUCAGAUCACCACCCUGCCCCUGCCAACACUCUUUGGAAACAACCACAUGAAAAUGGAAGUUGCCUGCAAGGUUAUGCUGGGAGGAAAAAAUGUGGAAGAUGGUUUUGGAAUUGCAUUCCGUGUUCUGCAGGACUUCCAGCUGGACGCUGCUGCGACCUACUGCAGAGCUGCCAGGCAGCUGGUUGAGAGGGAAAAAUAUGGUGAGAUCAGACAGCUGCUCAAGUGUGUCAGUGAGUCAGGCAUGGCAGCCAAAAGCGACGGUGACACCAUCCUCCUCAACUGCCUGGAAGCCUUCAAGAGAAUCCCGCCUCAGGAGCUGGAGGGACUGAUCCAGGCCAUCCACAGCGAUGACAACAAGGUUCGGGCCUAUCUGACAUGUUGCAAGCUACGUUCCGCCUACCUGAUUGCUGUGAAGCAAGAACACUCACAGGCCGCCGCCCUCGUCCAGCAGGUGCAGCAGGCAGCCAAAAGCAGUGGGGAUUCUGUAGUGCAGGACAUCUGUGCUCAGUGGCUUCUGACAAGCCACUCCCGCGGUGCCCAUGGCUCAGGCUCCAGGAAGUGACCCUGGGCCGCAGAACCUGGAAACCAUAGCCUGGGAACUCUGGCAACAGGCACGAUGCCACACGAUGCCCUCCAUCUCCGUCUUCCUGUGGAGUGGGACUUUCUGUGCCCGACCCAGGUUGGAGUGAACAAGUUGGACCGUACCUGCCUGAGUGGGCAGGAGUAGGUCCUUUCACACAAGUGCCAUGUAAAAUUGUAGACUCUGUGUUUGUCUGGAGAUAGCCACUUCUUUCUACCUCAGAGUGACUGUGCGUGCGCAUGUGUGCACACCCGUGUGCAUGCUCCUGUGCACUUGUGUUUACGCCCAAGCAGUUUCUGAACAAAUGAGACCCCCUCCAUUGAAGAGAGACGCUUUACUCCCUGCUUUGUGCUGGCCUGAAGACCUUCGGUGUUUUUGGUUUGUGUCCUAAGUUGGCCUGUUCGUGCACAGUUCCCCCCACUAUGCAGACAUACAUGCUCCUCCUAACAGGAAGGAUCAAUAGAAUUACAGAGCAAUGCCAAAAAGGUUGCUUCUGCCCAAAAUUCAGAGAAUGUUAGGAGCAUGGCUGUGAAAGAUGGCAGCUUUCCCCGCCACACCUCUCACAAGCACAAGGCUUUCAAGUGCAGCCAUCUGAAAGCCCUGGCAGUGGUGUAAAGGGUCAGCUCUGGGAGGCUGAGGCCAGGCCCCUUCACAUUCGUUCAGAGGAAGGAAGAGGCAGACCUCUCCGAGCACAAAGCCAGCUCUUGUCAGUGUCCCUUACGGAUGGGUGAGGACACAUGGCUUUUUCUUUCAGAGGCUGGGGAGAGAAAUGGUAGCCGGGAUCCCGGGACUGAGUGAGUGCUAGACUACCUGUUUGCAUUCCAUUCCCGACUGUACCUCUUGAAUUAGUUAAGAAACCACUUCUCCAUUCCUCGUGCUCCUAUCUGGUCUCCUCAGGCCCACGGGGUGGAUGUGCCAAGGCCUCCCUCAUUGAGGCAGUACACUGAGAGGUUGGGGCUUGCUUCAGAGUUGGGUCUGCAGACAAGUCAGAACAAGGGGAUAACGAGUCAUCCUCAUCCGAGAUGAAGGGGUUAAUAUGCAUCUGCUUUCCACCUAAGGUGAGUUGGUGCUCAAGAGAGAAAGGGUCUGCAAUUUGGUGGCUGAUUUGUAAAUGAGGGCCCUAAAGAAAGGCCCGUGGCCCCAAGUCUCCCACCAGCCAGAGCUCAGCCUAUUGGUCUCCCCUUUGCUGCCAAGGCAACAGGAACUGGAAACUGAAGUCAGUGUCUCUGGUGCUUAGAAACCCUGUUCAUUUCUUCUGAACCAAGAUUUUCUUAAUUAACAGUCGUAGUGGACAUCUGUCAGAUUCCAGGCUUUGGUCCUAAUAGAGAAGAACGGCCGAAGCAGAACCCUAGCUUGCUUAAGGCUGAGGACUGACAGUGGCCUUCCCUUCCUGAAGCAUAGAACACACCACAGCUCCCAGGAACCCCCAUUGCCUGGGGUCUGCUUACACUCAAGGCUGUGUACAUUUGCACUGAACAUAAGCACUUUACACAACUGGGUUGUAAGUCUUGCAGCCCUCGAUUUAGGAUGUCACAACCAGAUUUCCCUGACUAUCUUCUAACUUGAAUUGUAAACAUAGGUGGACCAUUGACCAGGUUAACAGAGAAAAGACUGCAGACCUAAGACAUCACACUGUGGUCCCCUGAAAAGUAACAAUAACAUCAGAGCAAUUGUACAUGUUGAGGGGUUGUGUGUCCUCCUACAACCAAGCCACAAUAAACUGCCUAUCCCACCUA